AUGCCUCCUAAAGAACCUCCUAAAAAGUGGAAAGCACCAAAGGGUCCCAAGCCUAUCCAGCGUAAGAACAAAAAUACGAUUGGGCUUGGAAGGGCUAUCAGAACUGCGCGUCAAAAGGAAAAUGAAGUUCAAAUCUUGCCCGAUGGCGAAAUGCGUUUCACUACCGAUAAACACGAAGCAAAUUGGGUCAAACUUAGAUCUGUGACACAAGAAUCGGCACUGGACGAGUUUCUGAAUACCGCAGAACUGGCUGACAAAGACUUUGCAGCGGACAGACACUCAAAUGUCAAAAUUAUUCGUAUGGACGCUGGCAGUGAUGCAAGAUCGCAAGGCGUAACUCUUUCAAACGCUCAGAAACAACAACUUAACGAAAAGCAAAGAAGCCAAGCACGUAACCUAAUUGUUCCUAGAAGACCAGCAUGGAAUGAAAGUAUGACGAGGUUCCAACUCGAGAGACAAGAGAAAGACGCAUUCUUAGAGUGGAGACGUAAACUAGCGACUCUGCAAGAAAGCAAUGAGGACCUGUUGCUAACACCCUUUGAAAGAAAUAUUGAAGUCUGGAGACAAUUGUGGAGAGUUAUUGAGAGAUCAGAUCUUGUUGUUCAGAUUGUGGAUGCCCGUGAUCCACUCUUGUUCAGAUCUGUGGACCUUGAGUUAUACGUUAAGGAGCUAAACGAAGGAAAGCAAAACCUGCUUUUGGUUAACAAGGCCGAUUUGUUGACCAGAAAGCAGAGGAUUAUAUGGGCGAAAUAUUUCAUAUCCAGAAACAUUUCAUUCACAUUCUUUUCCGCGGCUAGGGCCAACGAAAUUCUUGAGAAGCAGAACGAGCUCGGCGAGGAUUACGUUCACAAAGAAAUUGAGGAAGAGGAAAUCUCAGAGAUUGAUGGCGAAAAGGUCGAUCAGGAAGUUCUAGAUAAAAUUCAAAUUCUGAAAAUUGAUCAAUUGGAAGAGUUGUUCCUAUCAAAGGCACCUAACCAUCCACUUAUUUCGCCUCUUCCAGGCCAGGAACCGCUCAUUCAAAUUGGUUUAGUCGGUUACCCAAAUGUCGGUAAAUCAUCUACAAUUAAUGCAUUGGUUGGCUCCAAGAAAGUAUCAGUCUCCUCGACGCCCGGUAAAACUAAGCACUUUCAAACCAUAAAGCUGUCCGAGCGUGUAAUGCUGUGUGACUGUCCCGGUUUGGUUUUCCCAAAUUUUGCCUACAACAAGGGCGAAUUGGUGUGCAAUGGUGUUUUGCCCAUUGAUCAGCUAAGAGACUACAUUGGGCCUUGUAGCCUGGUAGCGGAAAGAGUCCCCAAGUACUUCCUAGAAGCCAUUUAUGGUAUUCACAUACAAACGAAGUCUGCGGACGAAGGCGGAACUGGGAAACCCACUGCUCAGGAGCUUUUGGUUUCCUAUGCCAGAGCUCGUGGUUAUAUGACUCAGGGCUUUGGUGCGGCAGAUGAAUCUAGGGCCAGUAGAUACAUCCUUAAAGACUAUGUCAACGGUAAGCUGUUGUACAUAAACCCUCCUCCCCAUCUAGAAGAUGAUACUCCUUACACGAGAGAAGAAUGCGAAGAGUUCAACGAAGACAUCUACACAUUCGACAAACUACCUCAAACAAGACAAGAACAAUUAGCGGAUGCCGUAAAGUCGAAAAAUUUAGAAGAUUUCGACCUGGCUCGUGACUUAGGUAAACUGACCUUCUCUGCACACAUCGGUAAAGAAGGUGACUCAAAAGAGGCUAGGUCCGUGAACCAUGGUGGUAAGCAAGCGGCAUUGUACAACGCUGCCGAAGACUUAGAUAACGAGUUCUUCAAGAUGAGCAGUGUCAAAGGGCAGCUUACAAACCCAUUCCACAAGACUCAGGCUGAGUCGAGCGGUGGCAAAAAACACAACAAAAAAAACAAGAAGGGUAAGACAAGGGCUAAAUUCUCAGAUUAA
Lachancea thermotolerans CBS 6340 is the source of this 1920-nucleotide messenger RNA. It is a transcript of the gene LSG1, whose product is annotated as ribosome biogenesis GTPase LSG1. Lineage: Eukaryota; Fungi; Ascomycota; Saccharomycetes; Saccharomycetales; Saccharomycetaceae. The transcript has a single exon. The coding region runs from base 1 to 1920 and encodes 639 amino acids. Gene Ontology annotation, molecular function: GTP binding; GTPase activity. The record is from RefSeq and is a predicted model, not a curated record. Gene Ontology annotation, cellular component: cytosol. Gene Ontology annotation, biological process: ribosomal subunit export from nucleus.